Closterium sp. Yama58-4 is the source of this 1281-nucleotide messenger RNA. The record is from the annotation of a GenBank genome assembly. Lineage: Eukaryota; Viridiplantae; Streptophyta; Zygnematophyceae; Desmidiales; Closteriaceae.
AUGCCGGAAGCGGAUAGGAGCUUCGACCCCCGUCACAAACUGUUCGUCAACCGUCACCAAUGGCGGACUUGUGGACUUGGUUGGGACCUUUGCGACCUCAUUGACGACCGUCUAUGCGACCUCUUUGGCGACCGUCUCUGCGACCACAAUGGCGACCGUCUCUUCGACCUCCUUGGCGACCGUCUAUGGAUCCUCAUUGGCGACCGUCUAUGCGACCUCAUUGGCGACCGUCUAUGCGACCUCAUUGGCGACCGUCUCUGCGACCUCAUUGGCGACCGUCUUAUGCUCACAAGAGCACGAGAGGCGCUACGGAAGCUUUCAAGCAUUGGCGCCGCCACGGAUGCAUUCAAGGUCGCCUCGCCGACCGUCGCCAAUGGCGGACUUGACGCCAACGCUUUGGGACCUCCGCGACCUUCUUGGCGACAGUCAUGGCGACCGUCUAUGCGACCUCUUCGGCGACCGUCUCUGCGACCUUGGCGACCGUCUAUGGAGCCUCAUUGGCGACCGUCUAUGCGACCUCAUUGGCGACCGUCUCAUGCUCACAAGAUCGCGAGAGGCGCUGCGGAAGCUUUCAAGCAUUGGCACCGCCACGGAUGCAUUCGAGGUCGCCUCGCCGACCGUCGCCAAUGGCGGACUUUGACGUCAAUGGUUUGGGACCUCGGCGACCUUCUCGGCGACAGUCAUAGCGACCGUCUUGGCGACCGAAGAUGGCCGAGACACGAAAGCUCCGCAGUCACCGAUGCAGUCACGAUGCUCCUGACGCCAAGAAAGGCGGGCGCGGGAGUCAACGGUGGCGGCGGGAGUUCAAGCUACCACGGGGGACUCCUCCUUUCUUUUGCAGGAAAGGCGGGCGCGGGAGUCAACGGUGGCGGCGGGAGUUCAAGCUACCACGGGGGACUCCGUCUUUCUUUGAAAGGCGGGCGCGGGCGGGAGUCAACGGUGGCGGCGGGAGCUCAAGCUGCCACGGGGGACUCCUCCUUUCUUUUGCAGAAGAGGCGGAAGCGGGAGUCAACGGUGGCAGCGGGAGCACAAGCUAUCACGGGGGGACUCCGUCUUUCUUGGAGCGGUGAGCGGGAGACAACAGCGCUGGUGACGACGCGAGAGGUCAACGGCGUUGACCGAUCUUGGACGGCGCUGGCGGGGAGCAACGGCGCUGCCGGGAGCGGACGCCAUCACUUCACGCCUUUCCUCUCCUCUCUUCUUCCAGUGCCCCGUGUCAGGUUGAGAGAUCAGGUGACAAGCACGGGGAUCAGCUUCAACUCGUCUACGACGUUAGACUAG